AUGCCUUCUGUUCUCGAACAAGAUGUGGCGAAACUGGCUAUGGCCAUGACCUCUUGGCCCAAGCCACCCCGAGAAGAUGAAUGCUUCGAAGCCAUGAUCACCGACCUCAAGCCGGAUGCCACCUUCUGGAGCGGUGGAGACCACUACGGCAGCCGUCAAUAUAACUCGCUCCAUUUGCUCAACAAAUACUUCUCCAAGUAUCCCGAGAAAGCCAAUGAUGCCCCCUGA
Molecule: messenger RNA, 228 nt
Organism: Aspergillus lentulus
Lineage: Eukaryota; Fungi; Ascomycota; Eurotiomycetes; Eurotiales; Aspergillaceae
Source: RefSeq, a predicted model, not a curated record